CUUUCUUUCUUUCUUUCUUUCUUUCUUUCUUUCCUUUUUCAUUUUUUUGUAGACUGACGACAGCCCAAAUUGGAUGAAAAGAUUAUUCGAGAUGCCGAUGGAGCUCGUAGAAAGAGUGAAAGAAGCGUUUUCUAGAAAGAAUUCUCAAAACAAUAACCGCUAUCAAUGGCCGUUCCAGAGUAACGCUGGUUCUUACCAACAACAGCCUCCCCAACAACCUCAGCAGAAUCCAGGAGCAGCCGUAUAUUUAUAUGCUCCCGCUCCUCCACCACAAAAUCAAGGAAAUGGACAGCCUGGUUCUCAGCCAUAUCCAGGAUAUGGACCGCCUCCUCCGCCACCAUAUGGACCAUAUGGACCACCUCCUCCUCCACCCAGUGGAAAUGAUCAACCUUCUUCGGUAUCAUUUGGAAUAUAUGGACAACCUGGUCCUCAGCCAUAUCCAGCAUAUGGGCAGCCUCCUCCUUCGCCAUAUGGAGGAUAUGGACCACCUCCUCCUCCUCCACCCAGUGGAAAUGAUCAACCUACUUCGGUAUCAGCUGGAAUAAAUGCACCACCUCCUCCACCACCACCUGGCGGAAGUCAACCUCCUCCUCCACCACCUUUUGAAAGUCAGGAACCUGCACCAUAAACCUGACCAUUCAACCUGGGAAAUACACUCAGAUUGGCAAGCUGGAUCCGCUGAGAACAAUCUUCAGUGCCUGCCGCUACGCUUUCCUUCUACAAAUUUCAUAACUUUAUUACCAAUCAGGUUUCAUAAUGCGAACCGCAACUUCCUUUUAACCGGGGUCUGCUAACUGUAGUUUUUUCUGUUGAUUUUGGGUGCCUUUACUGUAACCCAGGGUGAGGGAAGACUCGUGAACACUGGUUGCUUUGCCGUAAAAUAAAAAAUAUGUUACUACAUCAC
Podarcis raffonei (Aeolian wall lizard) is the source of this 904-nucleotide messenger RNA. Its product is annotated as basic salivary proline-rich protein 2-like. The record is from RefSeq and is a predicted model, not a curated record. The coding region runs from base 74 to 628 and encodes 184 amino acids. The transcript is spliced from 20 exons. NCBI's taxonomy places the organism in Eukaryota, Metazoa, Chordata, Lepidosauria, Squamata, Lacertidae.